This is a messenger RNA of Tigriopus californicus, 2060 nucleotides long. RefSeq lists its product as uncharacterized. Gene Ontology annotation, cellular component: cytoplasm. The transcript has 7 exons. NCBI's taxonomy places the organism in Eukaryota, Metazoa, Arthropoda, Copepoda, Harpacticoida, Harpacticidae. Bases 364 to 1740 code for a protein of 458 amino acids. Gene Ontology annotation, molecular function: protein binding. The record is from RefSeq and is a predicted model, not a curated record.
CGAAAGAGUCACACACUCCAACUCAGUUGAUUAUGAAAUGUUGUAUUCAUUUCUGUUGAUUUCAUUUUAUGACUUGUCAUGAAUGCUACAGUAUUCCAUAGGCUUUAAGAUUGCAAUUUCCCACCCUCCAGCUAAACAUGUUUUGUUUUAGCCACCCAAAAUCUACAGUUGGGCGUGUUUGUCGCAACGAUCCAAUGAAAGGGUUGGGGUUGACAAUAAGUCGGAAGGCUUGGUUACUUCUCCUACAGUAGAUCCUCAUAAAGAAAGAGAAGGGUGAAAAAGAAAAGGAAAAGCCAUCUUUCAGUCAGUUCCGUUUGCAAAUUCGGCCGGCAAGUGUUCUAUGAAGUUCUUCGGUUCUAAGGCAUGGCGGACGAAAAUGUCGAUUCCACCCAACCCGCCCAAAGUCGGAGUCGAAGGUCUUCAAUAUAUUCCGCUCCGGUGAGGAAUUCGAAAAGGAAGGGCGGAGGAUCAAGGCGUGGCAGUCGAGGGGAUGUGGUUGCAAUUGAAGACAACGGAGAUGCUAACGGGGCCCUCCGGAAGAACAAGGCCUUCCAGCAACUCCGUCGGGAAAUGGAGCAACGCAAUCGGCAACGCCGGAAAAUGGACAUUGAGGUCAAAGUGGAGGUGUUUUAUGUGGAUCGAGACCGAGCGGCAGCGGUUGUCCUCGGCAACAAGGACAUUAAGAACGAGCUCCAGGUGAAAAAGAAAAGAGAUCGCUUAGAGAAUUCCUCCACGGCAGCAGUUCUCACCGAGGACGUGGAAAUUGAGACUUAUCUCUUGCAAGGCGAGCAUGAGCUUAAGUCAGGGGACCCAAGACGAGCAGCCAUGUAUUUGACCAGCGCCUGUGAUAUGGUCAAUGAGCAUAAUCCGGUGCCAUUUGUUCUUCGAAGCAAAUGUUACACCAAACUAGGAUUAUACGACCUGGCCGAUGACGAUGCUGACGUAGUCCUGACCAUCAACCCAUUCGGUGUAAAAGGCCUGCUCAUCAAAGCCGAAUCCCAAUAUAACAUGGGCAGAUUUGAGCACGCCAUGAAAUACUUUUUCAGGGCCAAUACUCUGCGGCCCGAUACUGAGGCCGUGGCUUCAGGGAUUCGAAAAUCCCAAGAUGCCAUAGAAAACGCUCUUUGUCGCAGCAAGGCCUUCCACUUUGAUGAUCUGCCUGAAGUGAUUGAGGCCCUGAAUCAAAAUACCAUGAAGCAGGACCAAUUAGAUAACCAAUCUCGAUUGUUCCAACAAGAACUGGUUCAGGAGGAAAAGGAAGAUCCGGAACAACUGGAAUCAGAUUUGGAGGAUGAGAUUCACACACAACAGAGAAAAGAACGUUACGAAACAAAGCUCCAUGCUGUCCUCAUGGGAUCUGUCCCGGAGUUGGAAGGAGUUUGGGAGUCGCCCAAAGUCACACCUUCAUCGUCAUUCGAUGGGAUGGCGUCACUGUCCUCCACUAAAAUGGAGAGCAAGGAACAACAGGCGGAAAAACGAUUUCGGAGAAAGGAAAAUGUCCUGAGAAAAAACAACAAGGAACUUCUAGGGGAACUGAACAAAGAUUUUCUUUAUUUGGAGAAACUCCUGGCCAAUCCCGUCAUGAACUCGUUCAACUCCACGAAUGAAACGGAAACAUACAUCUCCCAUAGGGUUCAAGCUUGUGCUCGGGAGGGUUUGAUCUACUUGGGUUCCAGAAAGGAUUUUUGGCAACAGCAAAGACCAGUUUACGCACGGAGGAAAGGUAGCCGAAAAUUCUAACGGACAUCAUCGUCUUGAAGUUAUAUACUGCUGUUUAAAAUCGUAUUCAAAUUUUGCGUUGCUGAAUAAUUGAACAAUGAGGCUAUACACUUUGAAAUAGAUUAGACCCUCACAAUAAAACUCCUCGCACAAACAGCUCUGAUCAAAUUUCAUCCCACCGAAUGAUACUCUAAUGUCUUAUCUAAAAUUAUGGGAUGCAAAUUAGUUAUGAUAACUUUUACGCACGUUUGUUCUGAGAGCCGGAGACUAAGUGGAAGGUAAUUCCAACUUCAACGUAUCACUUGUGGGUACUUAGGAAACCGAAAGGACGUACUCAAAAA